Rattus rattus (black rat) is the source of this 1845-nucleotide messenger RNA. RefSeq names its product fibrocystin-L-like. The record is from RefSeq and is a predicted model, not a curated record. The coding region runs from base 1 to 1845 and encodes 614 amino acids. The transcript has 14 exons. NCBI's taxonomy places the organism in Eukaryota, Metazoa, Chordata, Mammalia, Rodentia, Muridae.
AUGGAUGAUGAAGUGGGACCUGGCUCUGGAUGUCUGUGUAUCGCUAAACUUGACAAUAGUGAUGAGCUCAUUUUUGAUCGGGGCGGGGGGCUUCCAGGAUAUCCACCCACUAGAUUUGCUGCUGCUCAGAAAAAGGACUCUGGACCUCCACCUUUGGUUCUCUGGAGACUGCCCCGAGCAGACAUAAAAUGCCCGAGACCCUGUGUUCCUUCAGGCCCCAAGAGUUUCCCAGAGAACACGACAUACUUUGUUUCCUCUCUCAAUAAAAUUUCAAUGUUUCAAACAUAUGCAGAGGUUGCGAUGGUCUCACCGUCUAAGGGCAGCACCGAAGGUGGCACCAUAUUGACAAUACAUGGGCAGUUCUUCGAUCAGACUGAUCUCCCAGUGAGAGUGCUAGUUGGAGGCCAAGCCUGUGACAUUUUGAAUGUCACAGAAAAUACUAUAUACUGCAAGACUCCUCCCAAACCACAUGUCCUCAAAGCCACAUAUCCAGGUGGAAGAGGACUAAAGAUUGAGGUUUGGAAUAAUAGCCGGCCAGCACAUCUUGAAGAUAUACUUGAAUACAAUGAGCAAACCCCAGGGUACAUGGGUGCCAGUUGGACAGAUUCUGCUUCCUAUGUUUGGCCCAUAGAACAAGACACAUUUGUUGCACGCAUUAGUGGAUUUUUGGUGCCUCCAGAUUCUGAUGUUUAUAGGUUUUAUAUCAGAGGUGAUGACCGCUAUGCUAUUUAUUUCAGUCAAACUGGGCACCCAGAGGACAAGGUGAGGAUUGCAUAUUACUCUAGAAAUGCCAACACUUACUUUUCAAGUUCAACACAAAAAUCAGAUGAGAUUCAUCUUCAGAAGGGAAAAGAAUAUUACAUUGAGAUCUUGCUGCAAGAGUAUACAUUGAGUGCUUUUGUUGAUGUUGGACUGUACCAGUAUAAAAAUGUCUUUACUGAACAGCAGACAGGAGAUGCACUAAAUGAAGAACAAGUCAUCAAAUCUCAGUCAACAGUUAUCCCGGAAGUACAGAUUAUAACAUUGGAAAACUGGGAGACAGCUGAUGCGAUUAAGGAAGUCCAGCAUGUCACAGUAACCAGCCCAUGUGUGGGAGCAAACUCAUGUUCACUUUCCCAGUACAGAUUCAUCUACAACAUGGAAAAGACUGUCUGGCUGCCUGCUGAUGCUUCUGCCUUCAUGUUGCAAUCAGCUUUAAAUGACCUUUGGUCUAUAAAACCAGAUUCAGUUCAGGUGACCAGCAAGAGGGAUCUCCAGAGUUAUAUCUACACAAUAACCUUUGCAUCAACUAGAGGAGACUUUGAUCUGCUUGGUUAUGAAGUAUUUGAAGGGAGUAAUGUCACGCUGAAUAUCACAGAACACACCAAAGGAAAACCCAAUUUGGAGACGUUCACAUUAAACUGGGAUGGGAUUGCGUCUAAGCCUCUUACCCCAGAGUCAUCAGAAGCUGAAUUUCAGGAAGCUGUGGAAGAGAUGGUGAGCGCCAAGUGUCCACCAGAAAUAGCACAUCUGGAAGAAGGAUUUCUAGUGAAAUACUUCAGAGACUAUGAAACUGAUUUUGAACUGGAACAUAAUAAUAGAGGGCAGAAGACGGCCGAGACAGAUGCAUUCUGUGGCCGUUACUCCCUGAAAAACCCAGCUGUUCUUUUUGACUCAACAGAUGUCAAGCCAAACAAAUUACCAUAUGGAGACAUUUUAUUAUUUCCUUAUAAUCAGCUGUGUUUAGCAUACAAAGGAUCUCUGGCCAACUUCGUUGGUCUGAAGUUCAAGUAUGAAGACAGUGGCAAGAUCAUUAGAAGUGCUGAUAUGCAAUUUGAAUAUAACUUUGCUUCUGGAAAUAAGUAA